CCUGUGUUUGGCAUCAUGAUCACAGACAGACGCGCAGCUCAGCGCUUCAACUCUCUCUCCUUCUGUUUUACUAUUUUAUUUCCACGGACAUCUUGUUCUCCAGUCCCGCAGAAGAGUUUAGUGAGUGCGGACUGAGGACUUUCAGUGAUGGCUGAGCCGCUGCUCAGAAGAACCUUCUCCAAACUCCGCGGAAAAGAACGAUUCCGCCGCAAAACAGACUCUAAACUCACCGAAGUGACGGGGAAGGUGGAUCUUAUCCAAAGUUCCUCAUCAACUUCUGCAUCCACCUCAGGCCAAGCUGAGACGGAGCUCUCAGUUGUAGAAGAGUGUACCCGACGCUCCCAGAUCACUGUCUCUAAAAAACAAAACUGGGCCAAACUUCCUUCAACAUGCAGGGACCCGGCUAGUGCAGAGCUUUGUCCAAGCAUAGUCUACGGACAUCAGGACUGGGAUUUGUGCUCCGCAAAGGCCGAGGUUUCAAACCAGGCAUGUAGCCAAAGGACAUUGAGUGAUGAUGGCUUGAAGAGGAAGCUGAAUGAUCUGGAAUUGGAGUUUGGAUACCCCAGGACGCCAUGCGAUGCUAUUGACGCUGGUUUACCAGAGUUGACCCCUGCUUCUAUGGCCUAUAUGGAAGCAUGUGUCUCGUCCAGCUCGGUUAAGAUCUCUGGGCAAGGUGCCUACCUCCAGCACCUGGACAGAAGCAGCAGAGCCUGGGUACUGUCCACAGGAAAGCCCCAGGCUUCAGACGAGACCCUCCCAACCAGAAUCACAGAGUGGCGACAGGGACCAAAUGUAGAUGGAAAUAUUUGGUACAACCCCAUUCCUGAAGAGGAUGACACACGGGCUGGUGGAGGAGUGGAUCUGGAAAAAUAUGGAGACCCAUGGAGGAGGAGAGGGUUUGAGGGAUCAACAAAGGAGAAAAGAGACCAGAAGUGUUCACAGGGUUCGACUCUUGCCAGCUCGGAUCUGGUUGGGCUACAGUCUGAAAAUGUUAUCUCUGCUUGCGGAGGAAAUUCCGACAGUCCUGUGGUGCCAAAGAAAAGCCCUGAAGAAGGUGGGAGUGGUGGCAGUGUGAUUGACAGGAUCAAGUCUCCAGGAACAGUGCGGCGACUUUCUAUGAAGAUGCGUAAACUCCCAGAACUAAGACGGAAACUUAGCCUACGUUCAUCCCGUAAUCAGCGGCACGGACAGGGCCAAGCGAAUGCCAGCAGUGCACCAGGAGUGUUGGAUGAGGCAUCACCCCCAAACGUAUGCAAAGAAUCAUCUAGCGUCAUCAGCAAGUACCACCUGGACUCCAGCGCCCCCGCCAGGCCAAGACGCAGAUCAUCACGAACACAUUCUUCUAGUAAAGGAGGUUAUCUUAGCGACGGAGAUUCGCCCGAACUCCUGCCAAAGCAGGGCUCAGGUCAGGGGUCGAACGGGUCACCUACAACACCGCCACACUGUGGAAUUAAUGAUUCACUUGCUGUGGCAGACGCAGAGUCGUUUCGCUUGUACUCGCUGGCAGAUCAGCCGCGCUGUGCUCAGAGACUUUCGGGCCUGCUCACGGUGCAUCUACUGGGCGUAGAAGAGCUACUACGUUCCCCACGGAGCAACACGACUAAAGAAGUCUUCUGUGCCAUUCAGGUGGAUGGGGUGACCCGAGCUCGAACCGCCCUGCUCACCUGUCGAGGGGCUUGUCUACCUCUGAACCACACUUUUAAUCUGGAGCUCGAGAGGGCGCGACUGCUCAAACUGGUCAUCUUGACGCCAACCGCUGCCAACGCAAACAAUGGGACUUCUAUGCCUGCUGCUCACGCCCGUAACCGGGUGUGCUGUCUGGGUGCUGUAGCCAUACCUUCCCUCUUCAAGGCCUCUCGCAGUCAGCAGUUGUGUGUGAGGCUGGAACCUCGUGGUUUGUUGUAUGUAAAGUUGACCCUGCUGGAGCACUUCAUGACCCCAUUCCCCCGCCUCAGUGACCUGCCUCCCCCCACUGUGUUUGGGGUUGAGCUGCGCCACCUGGUUGACAAGGAGGCAUCUGCUCUCAAAGUGCCUCUGAUCAUUCAGAAGUGUGUGUCUGAGAUCGAGAGGAGAGGCCUGAGGGUCGUGGGAUUGUAUCGUCUUUGUGGUUCGGCAGCAGUGAAGAAGGAAUUACGAGACUCGUUCGAGAGAGACAGUGCAGCAGUUACACUAAACGACGAGUUGUAUCCCGACGUCAACGUCAUUACUGGCAUUUUGAAGGACUACCUGCGUGAGUUGCCGUCUCCUCUCAUCACGAGGACCCUGUAUGAAGUGGUUUUGGACGUCAUGACGGUUCGGCCGGUGUGUAGAAAUGACAGCGACGCUCAGAGAUCAGAAAAUACGGUCGCGCUGCUGCAGUGUCUGCCUGAAGCUGAGAGGGCCACUCUGUCCUUCCUGUUGGAUCAUCUGAGUCUGGUGGCGUCUUAUAGCGACAGCAACCGCAUGACGUUUCAGAACUUGGCAGUGUGUUUUGGGCCGGUUCUGUUGACCCCCACACAGGAGUCCUGGCAGGCCGGACUGACGGCACCCUGUUCAGGGGCACUAACGGGAACCGCGUCCAGUCGAGGAGGGCGGAGCUUUGCACACAGUGAAGAGAUCGCCAGCGCUGUUGACUUCAAGCGACACAUCGAGGCCCUGCAUUACCUUCUGCAGCUCUGGCCUGUUCCCAAAGAAAGAGUGACAGACAACUCCGACCAAUCAUGGUUCACCGCGGACGCCCUCGCUGCUCUCACAUCCCAGAAUUCCUCAAUGCAACGGGCUCAGCGUGUGCCACUGCGUGUAGAGCUUCCGUCCGCUCAGGAUGUGGUGGUGGUGUCACGCCGGGGGCGUGGCCGUCUGGAGAGCCCGUCCUGCAACCGUUACGCCGGUGAUUGGAGCGUUUGUGGGCAGGACUUCCUGUCUAACGAUGAAGUGGAUUAUGAUGAGGUGGCGGGCAGCGAGAGUGACGAUGACCUCGAGCAGCAGACGAAGAAAAGAAACGUGUGGACGUCACCCGACGGUUUGUACGUCGAUGAUUUUGCACUGGACUUCGACGCGCCGUUUACGUGUCGGCUGAGUCUAAAAGACUUCGAUACGCUUAUUUCAGACCUGGAGAGAGAGUUGGCCAAACAAAUCAACAUCUGCCUUUAAAACAGGACCGUCAUGAGCCAUGUAGCUAUUUAGGAAUGUGCAUUUUUCUCAUAUUGACUGUUCAAAUACUCGACAGUUAAUCGCUGAGUGUUCUGGUUCUGUCACACUCGCUUCUGGACGACACUUUCGUUUCUUUGAGGUGUCUCAGAGCGGUUGCCAAGAAUUUUGUCUUGUAUAUGAACACUCCAAACAAACUCCGAUCAUCUUUGAAGUCAGUUUGCUUAGUGAACGCAACAUGCUCUAAUUUUACAUUUAUUUCAGACGAAAUUUUAUGAACGCUAAUUUUUUUUCCAGCGUCUACGAGCGCUGCGUUUUUUAAGACGGCAUGUCAAGCUAAAAAUAGUUCAGCUUUUAAAUUGUCUCGAGAUCCCUGUUUUCUGUUUAGUAGAAUUAAUUAAAAUCUCAUUUUUUACAUAAAUAUUACCAAAAUUCAUAUUAUAUGUAAAUUUUAAAGACGUGAUUUUAGUUUGGAUAAAAACUACAAGACAACUGCGAUCACCAGAUUUGACGAGACUUAUGCAGCAAGAAGCAAUGGGCAAAGGCAUCCACCUAAGGGGCCGUUCACACUGAAUGCAUCCUUGCAUCUGUUCGUGCUGUUUAUCUAUGUAAACAUGCGCUGCUGUGGCAUCUUUGAUCAUUGCGGCGCGUCUUGCUGUUUAUUUAGCGUCUCUGCAGGAGCGUUUUUUAGAUGCUGUGUCGGUUUAAAAGAACUUAAAAGGGAUAUUCUGGGUUCAAUACAAGUUGAGCUCAAUCGACAGCAUUUGUGGCAUAAUGUUGAUUACCACAAAAAUUAGGUUGGACUCGUCCCACUUUUUCUUAAAAAAAAAAAAAAAAAAAAAGGCAAAAA
This is a messenger RNA of Myxocyprinus asiaticus (Chinese sucker), 3976 nucleotides long. RefSeq names its product rho GTPase-activating protein SYDE1. The coding region runs from base 148 to 3129 and encodes 993 amino acids. Gene Ontology annotation, biological process: signal transduction. The transcript has 8 exons. The record is from RefSeq and is a predicted model, not a curated record. Lineage: Eukaryota; Metazoa; Chordata; Actinopteri; Cypriniformes; Catostomidae.